Messenger RNA from Homarus americanus (American lobster), 4464 nucleotides. Its product is annotated as protein DEK-like. Gene Ontology annotation, biological process: regulation of double-strand break repair; chromatin organization. Bases 620 to 1630 code for a protein of 336 amino acids. The transcript is spliced from 7 exons. Gene Ontology annotation, molecular function: DNA binding; histone binding. Gene Ontology annotation, cellular component: nucleus. NCBI's taxonomy places the organism in Eukaryota, Metazoa, Arthropoda, Malacostraca, Decapoda, Nephropidae. The record is from RefSeq and is a predicted model, not a curated record.
UGAUAUAUACUGUAUUAGUAUUAUUUCAGCAUAAUGACAGUCAAUUGUAAGUAGUGUACUGUAUGCUGUAUUGUGCUGAUAAUUCAGCACCACCCCUAUUACCAUAUUUGGAGAAUUUUUUCUUUUUAUGUGCUGGAUAAGUUAAGUCUUAAAUUAAACAAAAACAUAUUUUGUAAAUUAUGCAAAUAGCUAUGAAGGUACUGCAAUUCAAAAUGAAGAAAAUGCUUACCGGUAGUAAUUAAAAAUAAUACUGUACAGGUAUUAGCAACUAUUGGUUGCCGAGCCAGGUGCACCUCAUUUUCUAUAAUUAUGUACUUACGGCAACAAUCAACAGAAAUCGUGCAAGUUGCACUGUGAACCUCAAUGUUGCAGGUUGCCCAUCACUGCUGAAACCCUGUAGAGGGCAAGGUUUUCUCUUAGUUGAAUAAAGUUGUCUGGCAUUAGCCAGAAUAAAAUAUUUAAGUGUGCCACUGCCCUCUAAAGGGUUAAUCUUAAAUGGUGUACAGUCACAAUCCAAAGUUUCUUUAUCCCCCCUGGCUGGAGGGAAGGCGAAGCCAAGGUUGAAGAAAGGCCAGGCGUAUGGACAUACACUCGUUUGGUAGUUUGGUGAUGAGGCACGAUGAUGUUGAGGCUCACACACCAGCACCUCAACACAGUCACUCAGGCAAAACACACAAGCACAGGUGAAGUGCCCUUGUAUGAUCAACCACUGGAGAUGAGUGGCAAACGUGACCGCAAGAAGGUGGAAAGGUUUGUACAGGAGACAAAAAAAGAGGAUGUGGAGUCCACAGGAACUGGAACGGCACUUGGAGAUAUUCCCUUUAUUGAAGCCAUGAUCAUGAAAAUGUCUACAGAUGAACUUAAAGUAUUACACAGAGUUGCGUACAGUCGUCCAGGGAGUGGUAGUGAAAUAAAGAAGAAUCUUCGCAAAUUUAACGGAUUCCCUUUCAAUAAAGAGGACAAAAAAUACCAAAGCAAAUUAAGUACUGUGGAGAGAAUAUUAAUGUCCGAGCUCAAGAAGAUGCUGAUGAUCUUAGGGUUGGAGCGAUCCGGUAAUAAGGGAGAGGUAGUUGAGAGAUUAAUGGCAUUCAUGCUGGAACCACAAGACACAGGGAAAAGACCACCAAAAACUGUAAAGAAAGGUAAAGGGAAAGGAAGACCAAGGAAAGGCCAAGAAAAAAAGAGAGAAAACAAUACUUCUAUGAAUGAUUCUGGGACUGGAGGAAGCGACAGUAACGAAUCUGAAUCAGAAGAACAAGAUAGUGAAGAGGAGGGAGAAAAGCCCAGGAAGACUCUAGGAAGAAAACCACAAUCCAAGAAGACCCCAGCCAAGAGGGCAGCAUCAACUAAGAAAGCCACACCCUCCAGGCGAUCUAAAGUUGCAGACUCGGAUGAUUCAGAUUCGGAUGAUGAACCAUUAGCUAAGAAAGCCAAACAACCUCCCUCAGUUAGUGAUUUAGUUCAAGAUGCUGAACUUAAAGCUAUGGUUAAGAAAAUUUUAGAAGGUGCCAACUUGGAGGAAGUUACUAUGAAGAGUGUUUGUCGGCAAGUGUAUGAUAAUUACCCAGAAUUUGACCUUACACACAAGAAAGUCUUCAUUAAGGAAACUGUGAAAUCUAUAAUAUCGUGAUUGGUCAGCGUUACCAGCAUUAAGUAUAGUACAAAUUGUUCAUAUAAUGCUUUUUUUAUUGUAGAUUCCAGAAAAUUAUGAAAUCCUUUACCAAUAGGAGUUAAAUUGUUUUCCAAAGACCCCAUCAGUUACAUAAUGUUGUGUAGUUCUUGAUAGUGUUAAUGGCACUUGCUUUUUUUUCCCCUAUUGUUUUAUUUAGUUUUUAUUUAUUUAUUUAUUUUUAUUUUUUAUUUUUAUUUUUUUUUAAGUAUUGUACACCCACUCCUCGUUUUACACGCAUUUGAUUUAAGCGUUUUUGGAAUAACGCGUUUGUUCAAUUAAUACCAGUUCCUACUUUGCACACAACUAUUUUUUUAAAUAAUGCGGUUUAAAUUUGCUGCGUAUUUGCUUUUAAAUUUGUCGCGUAUUCGCCUGGCAGCUGAGUCGCAUAUGAUGGUUGGUGAGGUGCUUGUUAGUAUUACUGUAAAGUCAGUCAUAUCAACAUCAACGAUUUUAACAUUAUUAAUAAUAAUAAUAAUCAUUAUUAUAAUAAUAAUAAUCAUUAUUAUAAUAAUGUAAUAAUAGAUUAUUGCUUCUAAUGAUGAUGAAGAUAAUGAAGUACUGUACAACAACUGUGACAGCGUCCAGCAGUUUAGUGUUUACAUCAAGCUUCCUUCUUACCGCUUUCUUAGUUCUUUUCAGCACUACUUGUUUGUGUGUUUAUCACGUAUCUUUUAGUGUUAAACACUGUUUUCCCCAUCGAGCAUGUCUGGAAAACAUCCAUCUGCCUCCUCUGGUGAGCCUAAAACUAAAAAGGCAAGAAAAACAAUCGCAAUGGACAUCAAGUUAGAUGUGAUCACUUGCCCGUACCCCCGCCUCAGUAGCCUCCUUCCUCAACCCUCCCCUACCCCACCUUUGUCAAGCAGAAAUCGCCAGUCAUCAAUGUAAGAGUUAUUUAAGAUGUAUUUACGAUUGUUUUUCUUUAUUAACUGUUUUUCUUUAUGAAUGACAAAGGUAAAAGAAUAUUUAUUGAGUUACCCUGUACGGUAGUAUAUGAUGGUUUCCCUAACCUGUAUCAUUUACAUGUAUUCUUAUGGGAAAAAUGGGUUUAAUUUACGUGUUUUUGAACUAAGCGGUGAUUUUCAAGAACCUAACCCCCACGUAAAAUGAGAGGUGGGUGUACUGUAAUUAAAUUGGCACAAAUUCUCUUUUGAGUGUACUGUAUAUUCAAAGUUUUUUCUUUAAGCUUAACCCAUGGAUGAGUUACAGUCUUACAUUGUCACUCAUGGUGUAAUAGUUUUCAGAGACAAGGUUUAUCAUGUUUCAAAGAGUUAAAAACUUUGAUGUCGUAUGAAAUAUUAAAUUUAAUGUCUAAAUCACAGCACAGCAUAGCAUCUUGGCAAUAUUUCUUAGUUAAGCUAAAAUGAAAUAAACUAAAACAGCUGGUUACUAUGGAAGUGUUGUUAUAUGUAUGACUGACAGUAAUCUGGCUCAUUGCUAUGUGGCUUACUCUUUUGGGUACAAAAUAUAUUUCAUAUUUUUACUAUUCCAGAAAAGACACUUGGGUUUAGAAAUACUAUUCUGAUAAGAUAUUUUUACUUGGCAGUGGUAUACUAUUCUGGUUAAAAACUCCACCAACUUCUUGCACAUUCACCAGUUUACUGGUCAAUUAUGUGUGAGAAUUUUUUUUGUGAGGAAAGAGUUCAGUAUUGAGUAUAACAACCUGACAUUGGCGGUUCAUCUACUUGGAGUAAUGGUACUGUAUUGCCCAGUGAGUAAAAUUCAAGCAGAUCUUUUGAAUAUUGCUUGAAAUUUUAUUUUGCUAGUAACCUACUUUCUUAAAAAGAGUACUGUACUGUACACUGUUUAACCUGGUACUCCGAGUCAUUUGAAAAUUAAUAUUUGGAUUUAAUUGUUUCCAAUUAAUAGAGUAUUUUAUCCUUGAAAUUUAUUGCCAAUUUUGGUGUAUGCAUUACUUGUAUAUCUUCUUAGUGUACUCAUAGUGAAUCAAUUGUCCCAGAGGUUUCAUUUGUGCCAUUAUUUUUUUUCCUCAUCUUUAUCAUGAAAUUUUCUACUGUAUCCCUUUUUAAUCCAUCUCAUCACUGAAUUGGUUAUUUUGUUUUACUGAAUUUUAUCAUGUCAAAUGUAAAUGAGAAAAGUUCUUGUACAUGUUACUGAAUGUACCUAGACUAUUUGUAGAAUAUAUAUAUAUAUAUAUAUAUUUUUUUUUUGUGUGUCCUUGCAAUGCUGAAUUGUUCUUUAUAAGUAGGUGUAAUUAAUAACAACCCACUUAUGCUCUUUACAAACAAAACAAAUAGACUUAAUUGAGAUGUUGGGGAUUAUGUGGGUAGAUAAAUAAAUAAAUAUGUACCUGUUGAAUACAUCGUAAAUAAUUUUAAUUGACUUACUGCGGCUCUGAAAAUUCUCGCAAAUGUUUUUCAAGUGCUUAUUCCAAUAGUCAUGGGGUUGAGCUAAUGACUUUGUUAUUACUGUUUUAGGAUGCACCUGAAAACUACCUCUUAAAAUUACUGAGAGAGUCCAUACUAAUUGGUUGUACUGACUACACGACUCGUUGCUCCAUGGGCAAUUCCCAUACAGUAUACAGUACAUUAGAAUAAGAGGUUAUUAUUUGGAGCUUGAGUACUUGCAGUUACAAAUGCUGUGACAACAUGUAAGUGUAGUAUUGUUUGGGAUAAAUUUCCUGAUCCUAUGACAUUAAAGGGAAUUUUGUAACCUGAUGUUAAUUAUUCACUUGGUUCAAGUUUGAGACUAGCAGACAUUUUACCUAUCCCAUUUUUUACAAGACAAGAGCAUACAGAUUGUAAGAUUAUUCUAAUAAAAUAAGUUUUAGUUAU